GUUCAAAAUCCAUACAAGAUACAACUGAUAAAUGAAUCAUCGCACCAUAUGAUUUGUAAAUAAACAGCUGAUCAUUGACAAAAUUUAUACAAAAUAAAAAUAAUUUGCUCCACUUCCGUCUGCUGAUUUUGUGUGCAUUGAGAAUUCUCAUUUUUAGAUCCCUGGAACUCGAAUUUGGUAAAGUAGGUUGUGUCUUCUAAACUACAGAUGUCCAAUAAUUUCUGAUUUCUUCAAAGGUCAGUUGAGAAGUUCGGCGGUCUAUGAAAGUACAUGGCUCUUAAUCUUACAAUUUGAAAAUAAUAACUCCAUUUAUACAAACAUGAAGAAAGGAAUCGAGCAAGAUGAUGUGAUAGUCAUCAACACACACUCAUGUCUCGCCGAACAUGAUUAUUUUUGCAAGUAUCCUGUAAACGAUUACAAUCUGAUUGGCAACGACUCAGGAAGCGAGAGUGAGACUGAAGUACAGUUUAGAGACAGAGACAGCGACAGUUGCUCCACAACUUCUGUCAAUAAUGCAGACACUGCAAGUAACUUGGAAAGUGAGAGUGAAUCGUCAAGUGACGAAAGCUCUUCUGAAAGCGAAGAAGAUACAAACAAACAUGUCUGGCCUUGGAUGAAUAACAGUUCUGUUGGCGCUUCUUCAAAUGAAUUAAUACCCUUGAAUCAAUACGAUGAACAUGUCCUCCUGGAAGAUCUUGAAACUACGGUGAAAAUGGUUCCAAAAGAAAAAUUAGAUCGAUCAGUUUAUCCACUGUAUUCUAAACUGAAGCUGAGACGUUUGAAGCGCUCAAAGGGUUGCAGUUAUUUCAAUUUUGACGAUUAUCUUCGUUCUUACCAUGAGAGGAAAAGAAUGAGAAAAGGAAAAAGAAUCGAUAGCGAGGAAGCGACCAAGGUAAAAUCUGAUCCUUCUCCGAGGGACGGCAUUGAAGAAAAUACAUUGUUGUCGAGAGGCAUAUACCCAGACGUUGAUUUUGUUUGUAGUCAAUACACUAACAGAACAUUGAAACCGUUCAUUUGGCGCGAUACCUCGUGUAGGCCUCCUUAUCUGAAAGUACUACAUGAAUUAAAAAGUAAAAGAGGUGUUGAGACUGGUCCAAGCAAUUCUGAUUUCAUAUCAGGAGACUCCAUCGAUUACAGUUAUUUGAAACCUCAACAUAUCCAGACAAUCAAUAACCUGUGUUGUCGCUAUUUUUGGCCUGGAAUUAAUGUGACAGACUCCUUGCAGUAUCCUGAUUUUAGUUGCGUUGCUCUGUACAAGAAACUGAUUGUUGGAUUUGCUUUCUUGGAGCCUGAUUUCUCAGCUACUGAAACUUAUCUCACGUUUCUAUUCACAAGACCACAGUGGCGAGGGGCAGGCAUUGCUACAUUCAUGAUCUACCAUUUGAUAAAUACAUGUGUGGGGAAAGACAUCACCCUACAUGUGGCUGCAGAUAAUCCGGCAGUUAUUCUAUAUCAGAAAUUCGGUUUCAAAGUUGAACAGUUUAUUCAAAACUUUUACGAUAAGUACAUUCCUAUUGAUAAUCAAGGCUGUAAGCACGCACUGUUUUUACGGCUCAGUAGGUGAUGGCCUUCAUAAAAUAUUGAUCAGUGAGGUGGCUUAUUAGACGUUUGGAACUUGAAUGGAGUAAUUAGCCUAAGUAGCCGAAUUACGUCAAGAUGAUGAUAAUAGCGGUUUGGUAUAAAACUAAUUUAUGAUAAGUGCAAACUUAGUUCAAUUAGUAUUAUAGUGAAUCGGACACUAGAUUUAGAUGUGAGACAACUAAUUUAUUGAAAUUACACCAAUUGAGUGCAUUAGAUAGGUUAAAUUAUUAAUAAUAAUAACAUUGUUGUUAUACAUCAUUUUGGCGGAAUAAACAUUUUUAGAAUAUCGA
Molecule: messenger RNA, 1871 nt
Organism: Nilaparvata lugens (brown planthopper)
Lineage: Eukaryota; Metazoa; Arthropoda; Insecta; Hemiptera; Delphacidae
Product: cysteine-rich protein 2-binding protein
Exons: 8
Coding region: 320-1564 (414 amino acids)
Molecular function (GO): acyltransferase activity, transferring groups other than amino-acyl groups
Source: RefSeq, a predicted model, not a curated record